Messenger RNA from Brassica oleracea var. oleracea, 2201 nucleotides. RefSeq lists its product as uncharacterized. The transcript has 14 exons. Bases 251 to 1954 code for a protein of 567 amino acids. NCBI's taxonomy places the organism in Eukaryota, Viridiplantae, Streptophyta, Magnoliopsida, Brassicales, Brassicaceae. The record is from RefSeq and is a predicted model, not a curated record.
CAAAAACAAACAAAGAGUCUCCAGCCUCAACAACAAUAAUCCGUUCUAAAGCUUGUCUCUUUCGCUCUUUCCCUUUCGAUCUCUCUCUUUCUCUCUGAAACAACUCCAUCUUCUUCGACUUAAGGCUUUUACAGGCCAAAUUGCAGUUUUUUUAAUUAAUCGAAUUAUUUCGGUUCGAGUUGACGAAUCGAGAGAAGAUAAAGAUAUUAAAUAUGAGAAAAGAGUGAUAAUUUUAUUUUAGAUUCUGGAAAUGGAGCAGCUUGUCAACUUCAUCAUUCGACCUCCAAGAGCUGAGUAUGACCCGGAACAUGAUCUCUUGGAAAAGGACUUCAUGAUGAAAGGCAGAUGGUAUCAAAGAAAAGAUUUAGAGGUGAUUAAAAACAGUAGGGGAGAUGUUCUCCAGUGUAGUCAUUACAUGCCAGUUGAACGCCCUGAAGGAAAACCUUUACCCUGCGUAAUAUAUUGCCAUGGUAACAGUGGAUGUAGAGCGGAUGGUAGUGAAGCCGCAAUUAUGUUGCUGCCUUCAAACAUCACAGUUUUCACUCUUGAUUUUUCGGGAUCUGGUCUCUCUGGCGGGGAACAUGUCACCUUAGGCUGGAACGAGAAGGAUGAUCUGAAGGCGGUGGUUGAGUUCUUGCGGCAGGAUGGAAAUAUAUCCCUGAUAGGGUUAUGGGGGCGUUCAAUGGGUGCUGUCACGAGCUUGAUGUAUGGAGCUGAGGAUCCUUCCAUUGCAGGAAUGAUUUUAGAUAGCCCUUUCUCCGAUUUGGUUGAUCUGAUGAUGGAACUUGUAGAUACAUAUAAGUUCCGUCUACCAAAGUUUACCGUGAAAUUUGCAAUACAGUUCAUGCGGAGAGCUAUUCAGAAAAAGGCAAAGUUCGAUAUAACGGAUCUGAAUACCAUUAAGGUAGCAAAGUCUAGUUUUGUUCCAGUUUUAUUUGGACAUGCCUUAGAUGAUGACUUUAUUCGCCCUCAUCAUUCAGAUCUUAUAUAUGAAGCCUACGUAGGUGACAAAAAUAUCAUCAAGUUUGAGGGAGAUCACAACUCUCCUCGGCCUCAGUUCUACUUUGAUUCGAUAAAUAUCUUUUUCCACAACGUCCUUCGUCCACCAGAGGUUACGGGGCCGACAUUUUAUGACUCGUUAGAUGAGUACUUAGCAAAGGGCAGUUGGGGCACUAUGCAUGACACAACUAUUCCACAAUCAUCAGUGCAGAAGAGUUUAGCCGGGAGUAGCAUCUCUGAGGCAAUCAAUGAAGUCCGCGUGAAAAGACCCAUGAGUCGCACAGAUGUUCCUUCGAAUGUCACAUCCAACGGUUCUCCAUCAGAAACAAAGGAAAAAGAGAAUCAUGAUGGCCGUGAAGACAGUUCAUCAUCUCCUGAUAUGAUAAGCUUUGAUUUGUCAAAUGGUGAUCAUGAUCAGUACCCUCCUCAGCUUGCGAUGGCUUUAGAUGAUGACCAAUAUCUGGAGUAUCACUUAGAGGACAUCCCAUCUAAUGCAGAGGAAGAAGAAAGGAUGCUUAUGAAAGCGGUGAUGGAGUCACUGAAGGACUUGGAAGUGCAAAGUCUUGAGAAAAAAGAAUCUCCCGAGAAGAGAGUUCUUGGCAGCAAUUCUUUUCAAACUGCACAAGAACCCCUUCUUUCUAGGAAAGAAUCAACUUCAACUCAAGCAAACCAGUCAGAGACUACUGAUUCUGCUUCGAGUCCAGCAACAGUCGGCGGGGAUGUAGCACCAUCAUCUUCCGAGUCCAAAGCUCCAAAUGGGACCUCGGAUUCUCUAACAGCACCCGUAGAUGCUUCUGUGCCUGGCUGCACGAGCCAGAAUGCAAGCGAGAACGGUGACAUGUCGGCAGAUACAAAGGCCACAGUGACAGUUGAACGUACUAGUAGCGCACCAGGCAAAGUCUUUGACGGGUUAAUACGUAAGUGGGAUCUCAACUUCUUCAAAAACAACAAAUGAUUCCAGUUAUUGAUAAAUUUGAUUUUGGCAAUUUGGUGAAGUCCAUGCAUAUAUGUCCAAAAACUAGUUUGUUUGUUUGUUUGUUUUCAGUGAUUUGUCAAUGUUAGGCUUAACAUUGUUUGGGUUUGGUUAUGAUUUGAUUCAAAUUGUUUGUGUUCUUGGGUAUUCAUUUUGUUCGUUCCAUGUACUUGUUUAAGUGUUCUUUAUCCUCUUACUCUUGUUACAAACAUUUGAUGAUGAUUCAAUU